AUGUAACAAAAUAGUGAAUUAGUUUGUUCUCAUCAUAAAAGAUCUGUCUGCUCAGUGAUUGUAGAAAAAUAAGUGAAGAAUGAUGAAAGGCUUUUAUGUUGUGAAUGUAUGAUGAAUUUUGACGAAAAUAUUUAAAUCAAAGGUAUAAACAUAAUUUAGGAGAAAAUAGAAACGAAAAUUUAAGAAAAUAAUUCAUAAAAAAUAUAAUUUUUAGAUUAAAAAAUAUAGGAUAUAGAGUAAUUAAGAGAGAGUCUUAAUUAAUUAAAAUCAAAGUUAAUUACUACUUUUGAUUCGAUUUUAGAAGAUAUAAAAAAUUGGAUAGAUUAUUUAACUAAAGAAUAAUAAACCAAUAAUAAAUAUAAUCUGAUCUACGAAAUAGAUAAAAUAUUAAAUCCUGAUAGUCAUGAUAAAGAAUUUAUGUAUUUGAUAGAUGGAAUUAUUUAUUAAAAUAAUGAUACUAUUAAAAAGAUUCUAUAUAAAAUAAAAAAAUCAAAUGAUGUGUUUAGAGAAUUAAUUAGCAAAUUAAAGAUUUCAUUUUAGAAAAUAAAAAAAAUUCCUGAGACUGAUAUUUCAUUAACUUUAAUGAGUAAUGGGAUUAAAUAAAAUCAAGAUUGUUAUGCAAUAGCAUUUAAUGUAACUGGGUAGAUUAUGAUUUCAGGUUGUGGAAAAGAUAUCAAAUUAUGGAGCUUUAAUAAUGGAGAAUUAAAGGAAAUAUAAAAAUUAUCAUUUCAUAAAUCAACUAUUAGUUGUUUAUUAUUUAGUAAAUUAUCUGAUAAUUUUAUUUCUGGAUCUUAUGAUAGUACAAUUAGAAUUUGGAAAUAAUUCAAAGGGUAAGAAUGGAAAAGUCUAUCAACAAAUGAAGAUAGUAAUCGGAUAUUUUGUUUAAUACUUUCAAAAAAUGAAAAAGUUUUAAUAUCUGGUAGUGAAGAUCAUUUAAUUAAUGUAUGGGAUGUGGAUUUUGAACGUAACCAUUUAAAUUUAUAUUAAUCUUUAAUUAAAAAUACAGCUUAUGUUACUAAUUUAUCAUUCAAUGAAUCUGAGACAUUUUUAGUUUCAUGUGGAAAAGAUAAAUAAAUAAUUGUUUGGAUGAAUACAUAAAAUAACAAAUGGGAAUUUAAAUAAAUUGUUACAAAAUCAAUAAUGGAAUUUGGUACUGAAAUUUGUUUCAUAAAAGAAAAUUAAUUUAUAUGUGUAAGUGAAAAUUAAGAUGGACAAGAUUAUAUUUGUUUUUUUGAAUUAUAGAAUCAGUAGUUUUAAGAAUAAUUUAACUAAUAAAUUAAAUUAAUAUUCAAUAAUUAAGAAUAUAAUGAACCUUUAUUCCCAAUUAUGUUCAAUUAAACAAAGAGAAUAAUAUUAUUAAGACAUAAAUUCAAUAUAUACAUACUCUCUCAACAAUUUCAUAAUACAUAUAGAAUUUCUACAAAAUUACAAUUUUAGCAUAAUAUAAUUUAAGGAUCUAUGACUAAUGAUGCUUAAUAUAUGGUUUUAUGGGAAAAGAGUAAUUCAUGUUACUUUAUAUAUAAAAUAAAGUAAAAUUAAUAUGGAUAAGUUUAAUAAAAUUGA
This is a messenger RNA of Paramecium pentaurelia, 1563 nucleotides long. Lineage: Eukaryota; Ciliophora; Oligohymenophorea; Peniculida; Parameciidae. The record is from the annotation of a GenBank genome assembly.